AUGGCCGCGGCCACGUCCCGUCCCCAAGUGGGGCCGGCGCCGGCGGUGACAGUGACAAUAUCUGGGCUGGGGAGGGGGACGGGCGGGGGGUGGCCCCGGACCUUUGUCCCCACGCGGACGCCGGAGCCGGAGCGAGGCCGGAGAGAACGCGAGGAGCGCGAGGGGCCUCCGCCGCCAUGGGGGGUCGCCCAUCCCCCACCGCCCCCCUGCCCCCCCCUCCUCCUCCUCCUCCUCCUCCUCCUCCUCGCCCCCUCCCCAAUUUCCCCCGCCGCCCCCUCCGAGGACCUGCUGGUCUCCACCUCCUCCGGCUCCGUCCGCGGCUUCCACGUCGCCGUCGGCCCCUCCUCGCUCAGCCGCCGCCUUCCUGGGCAUCCCUACGCCGAGCCCCCCGUGGGCCCCCUGCGCUUCGCGCCGCCGCGCCCCGCCCGGCCCUGGGGAGGGGUCCUGGACGCCCUCUCCCCACCCACGGCCUGCUUCCAGCCCGUGGACACCAUGUUCCCCGGCUUCGGCGGCUCCGAGAUGUGGAACCCCAACCGCGAGAUGAGCGAGGACUGCCUGUACCUCAACAUCUGGGCGCCGGCGCCGCGCCCCGAAACGCCGGCGCCGGUGCUGGUGUGGAUCUACGGCGGCGGCUUCUACAGCGGCGCCGCCUCGCUGGACGUCUACGACGGGCGGUUCCUCGCCGCGGCCGAGGGCGUGCUGGUGGUCUCCAUGAAUUACCGCGUGGGCGCGCUGGGCUUCCUGGCCCUGCCGGGUCACCCCGAGGCGCCGGGCAACGUCGGGCUGCUGGACCAGCGGCUGGCGCUGCGCUGGGUGCAGGCCAACAUCGCGGCGUUCGGCGCGACCCCCGGCGCGGUGACGCUGUUCGGCGAGAGCGCCGGCGCGGCCUCGGCGGGGCUGCACCUGCUCUCGGGGGGCAGCCGGGGCCUGUUCCGCCGCGCCGUGCUGCAGAGCGGCUCGCCCAACGGCCCCUGGGCCACGGUGGGCGCCGCCGAGGGCCGGCGCCGGGCGGCGCGGCUGGGCCGGCUGGUGGGGUGCGGCGGCGCGGGCGCGGGCGGCGCGGUGACCAACGAGACGGAGCUGCUGUCGUGCCUGCGCGCCGCGCCGCCGCCGCGGCUGGUGGAGCACGAGGCGGCCGUGCUGCCCCAGCAGGGCGUCUUCCGCUUCGCCUUCGUGCCCGUGGUGGACGGCGAGUUCCUGGCCGACACGCCCGAGGCUCUGCUGGCCGCGCCGGGCCGCGCCGAGGCCGAGGUGCUGCUGGGCGCCGUGCAGGACGAGGGCACCUAUUUCCUGGUGUACGGCGUGCCGGGCUUCGGCAAGGACAACGAGAGCCUGAUCAGCCGCGAGGAGUUCCUGGGCGGCGUGCGGCUCGGCGUGCCGCAGGCCAACGAGCUGGCGGCCGAGGCCGUGGUGCUGCAGUACACCGACUGGCUGGACCAGGACAACCCGGUGAAGAACCGCGAGGCGCUGGACGACAUCGUGGGCGACCACAACGUGGUGUGCCCGCUGAUGCACUUCGCCCAGCGCUGGGCCGAGCGCGGCGGGACGGUUUUCGCCUACCUGUUCGAUCACCGCGCGUCCAACCUGCUGUGGCCGCCGUGGAUGGGCGUGCCGCACGGCUACGAGAUCGAGUUCGUGUUCGGGCAGCCGCUCAACCCCGGGCUCAACUACACGGCCGAGGAGGAGGCGCUGAGCCGGCGCAUCAUGAGAUACUGGGGGAACUUCGCCCGCACCGGUGACCCCAACGAGCCGUCGGAGCGCGAGCGGCGCUGGCCGUCCUACACGGCGUCGGGGCAGAGCUACGCCCGGCUCAACGCGCGGCCGCUCGCCGUGGCCCAGGGCCUGCGCGCCCAGGCCUGCGCGUUCUGGACGCGCUUCCUGCCCAAACUGCUUCAACCGGUCACCGGCCCCAUGGAGGAGGCGGAGCGGCAGUGGCGCCUGGAGUUUCACCGCUGGAGCUCGUACAUGAUGCGCUGGAAGAGCCAAUUCGAGCUCUACAGCCGCCAGGAGCGCUGCCAGCCCCCUGUAGGGCACCCCGAAAUCCCACCUGGGACACCCCAAAAUCCACCUGGGACACCCCCAAAAUCCACCUGGGACACCCCAAAAUCCAUCCAGGAACCCAAAAAAACCUCACCCAGGAACCCUAAAACUGCCCGGGCCACCCCAAAAUCCACCUGGGACACCCCAAACAUCCACCUAGGAUACCCCAAAAUCCAUCCGGGAACCCAAAGAAUCCAGCCAGAAAUCCUAAAAAUCCACCCAGGAACCCCAAAACCCAACUGGGGCACCCCAAAAAUCCCACCCAGGAAUCCCAAAUAUCCACCCAGGAUACCCCAGAAUUCAUCCAGGAACCCAAAAUUCCUCCAGGAACCAAAAAAACCCCAUCCAGGAAUCCUAAAAAUCCACCUAAAAACCCCAAAAUCCACCCAGGAACCCCAAAACCGCCCGGGGCACCCCAAAAUCCAUCCAGGAAUCGCAAAUGUCCACCUAGGAUACCCCAAAAUCCAUCCAGAGAACCCAAAAAAAUCCCACCAGAAAAUCCUAAAAAUCCACCCAGGAACCCCAAAAUCCAUCCGGGAACCCUAAGAUCCAUCUGGGACACCCCAAAAUUCAUCCAGGAACUCCAAAACCCACCUGUGGCACCCAAAAAUCCAUCCAGGAAUCCUAAAAUCCAUCCAGAGCAUCCCGAAAUUCACCUGAGACCCCAAAAAUCCACCCAGGAACCCCCAAAAACCUCACCAGGGACACCCCAAAACCCACUCAACACCCCCAAAACGCCCCCGAAACCCCAAAACCACUCCCAGACCCCCCCAAAAUCAUCCUCAGGCACCCCAAAAGAGCCCCAGACACCCCAAAAAUCGAUCCCAAAAUCCCAAAAUUCCCCCCCAAAAACCCUCCAGGGCCCCAAAAUUUGGGGGCUCCCCCGGUCUCGUCUUCGGUGUGACCCCAAUAAAGGCUCAAACCCAAA
Messenger RNA from Melospiza melodia melodia, 2968 nucleotides. RefSeq names its product acetylcholinesterase-like. Gene Ontology annotation, cellular component: plasma membrane. NCBI's taxonomy places the organism in Eukaryota, Metazoa, Chordata, Aves, Passeriformes, Passerellidae. The record is from RefSeq and is a predicted model, not a curated record. Gene Ontology annotation, biological process: acetylcholine catabolic process; choline metabolic process. Gene Ontology annotation, molecular function: acetylcholinesterase activity.